AAAAACCGCACUAGUGCCAGAAGCCCGCUACUUGCUAGCUAGCAGACAUUUCAGCACGAGAAACAGAGGUGGAGUACUAGAAUAUAUACUUGCAUAUUUUAACCGAUAUGCCUCCGAAGAAGCCGGCUCAACCUGCAGGUAGUAAGAAAACCCAAGAGAAGAAAAAGGAGAAGAUCAUUGAAGACAAGACCUUUGGCUUGAAGAACAAGAAAGGUGCCAAGCAGCAAAAGUUUAUCAAAACUGUCACACAUCAAGUCAAGCAAGGAGGACCACAGAAUGCUCGGACGGUUGGUGCGACAGAGCUCGACAAGGGCAAAAAGAAAGACGACAAGAAGAAGGAGCUGUCUGAGCUGAAUGAACUCUUCAGGCCUGUAGUAACCGCCCAAAAAGUUGCCAAAGGUGUGGACCCCAAGUCGGUGCUCUGCGCCUUCUUCAAGCAAGGACAAUGUACCAAAGGCGACAAGUGCAAGUUCUCCCAUGACCUGACCAUAGAGAGGAAGUGUGAGAAGCGCAGCUUGUACGUUGACGAACGAGAUGAUGAAGACCUUGAGAAAGAUACCAUGGACAACUGGGACGAGGCGAAGCUGGAGGAGGUGAUCAAGAAGAAGCACGGAGAGGCGGAGAAGAAGAAGGCCCAAACCACCACCCAGAUUGUGUGCAGAUACUUCCUGGACGCGAUAGAGAACAACAAGUACGGCUGGUUCUGGGUGUGCCCAGGAGGGGGCGACAGCUGCAUGUACCGCCAUGCCCUCCCCGUAGGCUUCGUGCUCAAGAAGGACAAGAAGAAGGAGGAGGAAUUGGCCGAACAGAUCUCGCUAGAGGAACUCAUCGAAACUGAGCGUGCUGCCCUGGGACCAAACGUCACCCGCAUCACCCUGGAGACCUUCUUGGCGUGGAAGAAGCGGAAACGGCAAGAGAAGAUCGCCAGGGCCGAGCAGGACCUGGAGAAGAAGAAGGCCGACUUCAAAGCCGGCAAAUCACUGGGGGUCAGCGGUCGUGAAGUGUUUGAGUUCCGUCCUGAGCUGGUGGACGAUGACGACGACGAGGCUGACGACACCAGAUACGCCAAGGGUGAUGAAGAGGAUGAGGAGGACGACGUAGUGGAGGUUCAGGUAGAGCAAGAUGAGCUGCAUGACAUUGACAUUGCCCGCUUCGUACCCCAGGAAGUCGACUGUAAAGGCAUCACGUUGGCAGCCACUGAUCGCUUCACCGCAAAGAAACAGCAGCCAGCCAGUGAGACAGACGACAACAAGCUGAGCGAGGCCUCGGGUGGCGUGGAGGAGAACGGGCAGAGUGGCGGCGAGGACCAGACGUUGGAGGAGGAGGGGGAGGGGGAGGAGUCGGAGGCCGUGCCCGUGGACGAGAACCUCUUCACGGGAGAAGACCUGGACGAGCUGGAGGAUGAGCUCAACACACUGGACCUGGAGGAGGACGACGAAUAGGACGAGGCGGUAGUGGAGGGGAAGGGGAGGGGAGGGCCGGGAGGGAGGAGCAGGAGGAGGAUGAGGUUAUCGGGGGGACUAGCUGUCGACGUUUUCAUGAACUUACACGAGGCUGUGACGUGACCGUAAAAACGAGAGCGAGAAAAGCAAAAGAGACAGUGUCUUCACAGAAUCAAAACAGCAUCGACAUCGACUACAUCGUCUUUUCUUCGCAUUUGAAUCGUGCAGCCUUGUUGCAAUCCUUGUUGUCUCAUCAAAACAAAAACAUACAAAAAGGAGGAAAAAAGCAGUUUAAUAAAUCCUUGGAUGCUACAAAUUUGAUUUUUUUUUUCUUUGUGGAGUAGAAGUACAGUAAGUGGGGAGUUGGUGGUUUUAUUUUUUUAAUCUUUUUCAUCCCCUAGUAGGCAUUAUUAUGAAAGCAAACUUGCCUUAUCAGAGCACACUUUGGCAAACUUCUCAUCUGAAUCAGUGCAUUUUUAGAAAAAUAAUAAAAUAUCUGAAAAGUUAUUGUAUCCCAAAUUGAAAAUAUUUAUUCAGGUUGAUUGUUGGGUGGCAGUUUGUAUUCAUCAAUAGGUUGAUUCAAUCCAUUCAAUCGUUAACCAUAACGGUCUGGAUAGAACAUUUAUGAUAAUCUUCCUGUGGCACCUAACUUUGUAAUGAUCUUUCUGGAUUUAGAGGCAGAAUGUGGGAUUGUGUGUCACCAUUUUCACUAUUUUUUUUUUUUUUUCCCCUCUUGAUUCGAGAUGGAAGCGCUUCCGCAAUACGAAAAAAAGAAAUGAUUGUUUUUCAUUGAUGCUUUCAUUUUAUUGUAAUCUCUAAAAGUGCAUGCCUGUAUCAGGAUAAGAAUGUAAUAUGGUGAACAUGUGUUAUGCCGACAUUCUAGUGUUCAACUCGCACUUCUUUGGCGCGACUGAGAAUGGGGAGAGCGUGACGAGCUCUGUCCUGUUUUUCAAGUCAUGGUUAUUAAAGGUUUUUUGUCUGAACGAGCAGGAGCAGUCACUAAUAGUUAAGCAUGACCUCCUCUAUCCAAAUACACCAUCUCAGAGGAGGACAUUGACAAAUGGAUAUCAUUUAAAAACAAAGAAAACAAAAACUUUGCUGCUCAGGUUUGGCUGCUGUGUCACAGAGAGGAAGAGGAGAGGAGUUGAGGGUGCCUCACCAUCUGUAGAGGGUGGGACGGAGGCAAGAGAUGGUUGCUACUUGUUGGUUACCAUCUCUGACGGAGGUUGGUAAGUGUCUGUUUGUCCCCCUUGUGUACCGAAUUGUUUUAUUCUCCCAUUCACCUACAUGCCAAGACAAAUUGUAAAUAAAAGGAUAUCGAAUACUGA
Molecule: messenger RNA, 2770 nt
Organism: Engraulis encrasicolus (European anchovy)
Lineage: Eukaryota; Metazoa; Chordata; Actinopteri; Clupeiformes; Engraulidae
Gene: zc3h15
Product: zinc finger CCCH-type containing 15
Exons: 10
Coding region: 108-1442 (444 amino acids)
Biological process (GO): cytoplasmic translation
Cellular component (GO): cytosol
Molecular function (GO): metal ion binding; mRNA binding
Source: RefSeq, a predicted model, not a curated record